Messenger RNA from Aspergillus saccharolyticus JOP 1030-1, 1230 nucleotides. RefSeq lists its product as uncharacterized. Gene Ontology annotation, cellular component: kinetochore; MIS12/MIND type complex. The transcript is spliced from 2 exons. The coding region runs from base 108 to 1130 and encodes 340 amino acids. The record is from RefSeq and is a predicted model, not a curated record. Gene Ontology annotation, biological process: mitotic sister chromatid segregation. Lineage: Eukaryota; Fungi; Ascomycota; Eurotiomycetes; Eurotiales; Aspergillaceae.
AAACAAUAAACCCAAUCCGAUCCCAUCACCAAAUCUCAUUCCGACUCUCAACUCGGAUACCCCCUCCCCAACCAUCAAUCAUAAGAACGCCCAGCAGCAACAGGAAGAUGACAGACCCCCACCACCGCAAAAUCGAACUCCAAUCCCCCGCCGACCUAACCUACCUCUACGGCAACACCGUCGCGCUCUCCCGCCAAAAGCUCGACCUCCACCUGCCCCCCUCAGCCAACUCCAACGAUGGUCCUGACCCUAUGCGCGAACGUGUCCGCGAACUAGUCGAUGAGUACAUCCUCCGCACCUUCACAAGCGCCUCCUCCUCUAUCACAAUCAACGGGCUCGACUCUUCGUCCAAGGAAUUCCCGUUUCCCGCCUCGUUCACCGCGCCCUCGGAGCAGGUCGAGUACGAGGCAUAUGACGCAAAGCUCGCAGCGCGGGUGACGUCGCUGUACGCGCAGUUGGAGUCGUUGACGACGACGGUGGCGCAGUUGCGGCGAGACGCGCCGGCCAGGGCGGCGCGGGCGUAUGCGGAGCAAUUGAGGAGGGUGAUUGAGGAGGAAGAGGCGGAGGACGAGGCGGAGGAUGUUGAGGAGGAUGGAGAGGUGGAGGAAGAGGGUGACGAUAUCACAAACACUGUUGUGAGCCAGGAGAACGAGGGUGAACUCAAGGAGGAGAGCGAGGGAUCAAGUCAGGAGAGAGGUGGCAAUGCGGGAACAGGGGAGGACCAAGAAAUGACAGGUAUGGAGACCGGGCCGCCAGCGUCUCGAGCGGACGGCAGUGGGCUGUUGGCUGGAGACACGGAGAUGGUGGAUGCACGUGGAGAUGCUGGGGUUGGGACAGUGGAUAAGGGAACAACGACGAAAACGAAAAGAAGGUCGCCUCGAUUGGCGCGCCGCGCCAAAUUACAGAUUCCGCUAGGCUCGGAGCAUGAGGCGGAGCGCUGGCGAAGUGGAGAGAUGGCUGAGGUCUACGAGGAUGCCCUGCGGACUCUACUCCGGCUGCAGGGGGAAGCCGUGGCCGGGCAGGCCGCUGCAUCAGACACUGAGGGCGCAGACGGAAACGCCCUCGCAUCGACGGUGGGAAAGGCCGAACGCGCGGGUCGGGCGGUCGAGGUGGUUGAAAAGAAGAAGUAAGGGGUUGGACGCUGCUAUCUCUUUUGCUUUAUUCAUUAUUGGCGUUGGCAGCCUGGGUAGGCUUGGGAUGAUACCAAAUUUGAAUUAUGGUGCAUUGUGU